UGCGCCCGGGCUCCCCUCCCCGCCGGCCCGGCACUUCCCAGCUCUGACGCGGGAGCUUCUUUCACACCAAUGGGGCUCGCGCGCGGAGGGGCCCUGCCCCUCCUCCGGGAAGGUGUGUCCCUGUUUCCUCACCUGAAACUUCCUAGGAGAACCCGAUCCCUCCCUCCCGUCGGGCGGCCAGGGGCGGGCCGCGGGUGGGGCGGCCGGGCCUGCGCUGGGGACGGCUCUGGGGACUGCGGCCGGCGCCGGGACCUGGAGGGGACGCUGGGGCCGAAGCAGCAUGUGACACCGACCAGGAGAUGAGGUGUUCUGCUGGAAGUGAGAAGAAAGGCAGGAAGGUCGAAAUCAAAAGACAGGAAGGUCAAAAGAAUUAAUGAGAAGAGUUCAUAUGGAUACUGAGGCCAAGGGGAGAGUAAGGUGAUGCAGAAAGCACCCUUCUGUGGUCUUCCUUCAAGGUGGUAAUGUGUCUAGUUCAACACUAAUCCAAUAAGGCUGUUAUCAUCCCACUUUACAACAGCUGCCUCUAGAAUUGGAAACAAAACUGUUAGUUACAAUGCUGUAGUAGACACUAUGGAAAACAGAAAGAUGAGUAAACUCCAAACCCUCUGUAAAGAAGAUGAAACCAUAGCACCUCACACAUUGGCUAUCAUAGCCUGGCCUAUUUUAACUGAUGUCCACAGCUUAAGAGGAAGACCCUCUCCUGACACUGCUUCUCUGGCCUAAUAGAUCUGAGGUGUGUCCCUUGCUGUGUCUGGGGGUUAUAUGAGGAUGAGUCACUCCUAGUGUCCGAAGAGUAGACAGGGAGAGACAGAAGAUGACAUAAUGGAGUCUAGAGAGAACUGACAACUGGGAGCUUCUGGGCACUCUCUGACAAUGGUCCUCUGCUAUAAUUUAAUUGUUCAUUAUGACCUGUUUCCCUCACAAGACCACAGUCUCCAUGACGACAAGAUCUUUAUCUCAUUCACUACUGAAUGCCCCACACUUAACAGGGUCGCUAGGAAAAUAUUUAUGAAAUAAAUACAUCAAUGACAAGUUUUUUAGAGGCUAUUGCUUAUUUUGUUGAGAACCUGUUGUCUCAAAGAAUGACCCUAAAUGGAACCAAAUAAAUGCAUCACUCUUCUUUUUUAUGGUCUCUUCCUCUGAUAGGUAAAAGCAGAGUUGUUAGAAACAUUUGUCUUUGAUUCCUCCUUAGGAUUCAGCCCUGAUGGAGGCUGAGGAGGCCCAGCGUGGAGCCUCUCCUCCCAUCUCUGCCAUAGAGGAAUUCAGCAUUAUCCCUGAGGCUCCCAUGAGGAGCAGCCAGGUCUCUGCCUUGGGGCUUGAAGCUCAAGAAGAUGAGGACCCAUCCUAUAAGUGGAGAGAGGAACACAGACUCUCAGCAACUCAGCAGAGUGAGUUAAGGGAUGUGUGUGACUAUGCGAUUGAGACGAUGCCCUCUUUUCCCAAGGAAGGUUCUGCAGAUGUGGAGCCCAAUCAGGAAAGCCUUGUGGCUGAGGCCUGUGACACUCCGGAACACUGGGAGGCAGUACCCCAGAGCCUAGCAGGCCGACAAGCAAGGACUCUAGCUCCCCCAGAGCUCUGGGCCUGCCCCAUUCAGAGUGAGCAUCUAGACAUGGCCCCAUUUUCCAGUGACCUGGGAAGCGAAGAAGAGGAGGUGGAAUUUUGGCCAGGACUUACUUCUUUGACAUUGGGAUCUGGACAGGCAGAAGAAGAAGAGGAAACCUCUUCAGAUAACUCUGGUCAGACCAGAUAUUAUUCUCCCUGCGAAGAGCAUCCUGCAGAGACCAACCAGAAUGAAGGCGCUGAAAGUGGGACUAUCAGGCAGGGGGAAGAGCUGCCAUCUGAGGAGCUGCAGGAAAGUCAAGGGCUCUUGCAUCCCCAGGAGGUCCAAGUUCUGGAGGAGCAGGGACAGCAGGAAGCAGGAUUUCGGGGGGAAGGAACUCUGAGGGAGGAUGUUUGUGCCGAUGGGCUAUUAGGGGAGGAACAGAUGAUAGAGCAGGUUAAUGAUGAAAAGGGAGAACAGAAGCAAAAACAGGAACAGGUACAAGAUGUGAUGCUUGGGAGACAAGGAGAAAGAAUGGGGCUCACUGGGGAGCCAGAGGGUCUGAAUGACGGUGAGUGGGAGCAGGAGGAUAUGGAGAGGAAGGCUCAGGGUCAGGGAGGUCCAGAACAGGGAGAAGAGAGGAAGAGGGAGCUGCAGGUGCCAGAAGAGAACAGGGCGGACUCUCAGGACGAAAAGAGUCAAACCUUUUUGGGAAAAUCAGAGGAAGUAACUGGAAAGCAAGAAGAUCAUGGUAUAAAGGAGAAAGGGGUGCCAGUCAGCGGGCAGGAGGCGAAAGAGCCAGAGAGUUGGGAUGGGGGCAGGCUGGGGGCAGUGGGAAGAGCGAGGAGCAGGGAAGAGGAGAAUGAGCAUCAUGGGCCUUCAAUGCCCGCUCUGAUAGCCCCUGAGGACUCUCCUCACUGUGACCUGUUUCCAGGUGCCUCAUAUCUCGUGACUCAGAUUCCCGGGACUCAGACAGAGUCCAGGGCUGAGGAACUGUCCCCCGCAGCUCUGUCUCCCUUGCUAGAGCCCAUCAGAUGUUCUCACCAGCCCAUUUCUCUACUGGGCUCCUUUUUGACUGAGGAGUCACCUGACAAGGAAAAACUUCUAUCAGUACUUUGAUAUGUCACAGUUUCAUGUUUAUCCAGUUCAAUGUAUUUUUAAAUUUUUCCUUGAGACUUCUUUGACUGAUAGAUUAUUGUGAAGUGUGUUUUUAAAUUUCCAAAUGUUUAGGGAUUUUCAUAUCUUUCUUAUGCUGAUUUCCAAUUGGAUUCCCUACAAUGAUUUCUGGUUUUCAUCUGCUCUGGAUGAUUACUAUCUCUUUUAAAUUUGUUGUGGCGAGUUUUAGGGCCUAGGACAGCUCUAUCUUGCCAUGUGUUUCAUCAGCACUCAAAAAAAAUAUGUGUAUUCUGCUGUUACUGUGUGGAAUAUUCUGUAAAUGCCAAAUAGAUUCUUUUGGUUAAUGGCAUUUUGAGUUGUUUUAUAUUCUUGUUGAUUUUCUUUUUUUUCCUCUUUUUAAAAACAUGAAAUGCUUCACAAAAUUUUGUGUAAUCUAUAUUCAAGAACCGUUUUAAUCUUGUUGGCAUCAUUCUGAUUUUAGAAAGUGCUGCCAAAGCCAACACUCCUUGCUGAUUUUCUGUCUAGUUCUAUCAAUUAUUGAAAAAGGCAUGAGGAAAUUUCUAACUAUAAUUGUGGAUUCAUCUAUAUCUCCUUUCAGUUUUCUUUUUUUAAAAAAAAUCAAUGAAAAUUUAUUAAAUUAAGCAUAAAGUUACUUUCACAUUUAUCUACAACCACAGUGAAUACAGUUCUUGGCAUGAAGACACCACAACCUUUAGAAUUUAAAGCCUCCUCACCUGCAAGAUUACAUAUAUAAAACUCCCACUAUUGUUUCUCUAAGAGUGGAUUAGUUCACCAAGUUAAAAGUUAUAUGAUCUAGAAUAUAAUAAAAUGGAAAUGAUUUACUCAUAA
This is a messenger RNA of Homo sapiens (human), 3505 nucleotides long. It is a transcript of the gene ARHGEF35, whose product is annotated as Rho guanine nucleotide exchange factor 35. The record is from RefSeq and is a predicted model, not a curated record. The transcript is spliced from 2 exons. The coding region runs from base 1205 to 2659 and encodes 484 amino acids. NCBI's taxonomy places the organism in Eukaryota, Metazoa, Chordata, Mammalia, Primates, Hominidae.